ACGGCGCAGGUGUACCAGUCAGCGAGGCAGGCGGCCAGCAGUCUACGACAGUGGAUGAAGCCCGAACAGGUGUCCACCAACUUUGUCAACAUACCAGCGCGCAGUGAGAUCAUCCCGGAGCCUUUUGGAGCCGUCCUCAUCUUCGCUGCCUGGAACAUGCCCUUCUUGCUCUCAUUAGACCCGCUCAUCGGAGCCAUAGCAGCAGGCAACGUGGCAGUGCUCAAGCCCUCUGAGCUUGCGCCAGCGUCGUCCGCCUUGCUGGCGGAGCUGCUGCCGCGCUACGUGGACAAGGAGGCCGUCCACGUGGUGCAGGGCGGUGCUAACGUGGCAACCGCCCUGCUGGAGUGUCGAUGGGAUAAGAUAUUCUUCACGGGAGGAGCGUCCAUAGGGCGGAGGGUGCUGGCAGCAGCAGCGCAGCAUCUCACGCCAGUGGCGCUAGAGCUGGGGGGCAAGAACCCCGCUUACAUCGACAGCUCUGCGGAUUUCAAUAUCUGUGUGAAGCGGAUAGCGUUCGGCAUGUGUGUGAAUGCGGGGCAGAGCUGCCUGUCGCCCGAUUACGUGCUGGUGGAGGAGGCAGUUGCCGACCAAUUCACCGACCACCUGCGUCGCACCCUGACCUCCUUCUACGGCUCGGAUCCGAAGCAGAGUCCGGACCUGGCGCGCAUUGCCACGCCUGGCAGCUGGGCACGGCUGCACGGCUUGCUCUCCGACCCAGUUACCAAGGAGCACAUAGUCGCUGGAGGGGAGACGGAUGAGGCUACCCGCUACGUGGCGCCCACCAUCAUACGAGAUGUGCCUCUGGACGCACCAGUGAUGCAGGAGGAGGGAUUUGGGCCUGUCAUUGCCGUGAUUAAGGUGCGAGGUGUGGACGAGGCGAUCGACAUCAUCGCCAGCCGGCCCAAGCCACUGGCGCUGUACCUGUUCACAACGCACAGCACCGUCAUCGACCGCUUUGUCAAGGAGACCUCCUCGGGAGCUGUCUGCGUCAACGACACCACCUCUCAUGUGAGUGUUUUUCCCUUGUGA
This is a messenger RNA of Closterium sp. Naga37s-1, 1026 nucleotides long. NCBI's taxonomy places the organism in Eukaryota, Viridiplantae, Streptophyta, Zygnematophyceae, Desmidiales, Closteriaceae. The record is from the annotation of a GenBank genome assembly.